Messenger RNA from Sciurus carolinensis (gray squirrel), 1120 nucleotides. RefSeq names its product tRNA selenocysteine 1 associated protein 1 (gene Trnau1ap). The record is from RefSeq and is a predicted model, not a curated record. Gene Ontology annotation, molecular function: tRNA binding. Gene Ontology annotation, cellular component: nucleus. Bases 126 to 1001 code for a protein of 291 amino acids. The transcript is spliced from 9 exons. Gene Ontology annotation, biological process: selenocysteine incorporation. Lineage: Eukaryota; Metazoa; Chordata; Mammalia; Rodentia; Sciuridae.
CCGGGCCGGAGCUGCGGCGCGUGCGCGGAAGGCGCAGCCCUCGCGUUCUCCCGGGCGGUCCCGGCGGCGCGGCUUGGCGCCCGCGCGCGCCUCAAAGGCCCGCGAGGUGCCCGCCUGGGUGCGGGAUGGCGGCCAGCCUGUGGAUGGGAGACCUGGAACCCUACAUGGAUGAGAACUUCAUCUCUAGAGCCUUUGCCACCAUGGGGGAGACCGUGAUGAGCGUCAAGAUUAUCCGAAACCGUCUUACAGGGAUCCCAGCUGGCUACUGCUUUGUAGAAUUUGCAGAUUUGGCCACAGCUGAGAAGUGUUUGCAUAAAAUUAAUGGGAAACCCCUUCCAGGAGCAACACCUGCAAAACGUUUUAAACUGAAUUAUGCCACUUAUGGGAAACAGCCAGAUAAUAGCCCUGAGUACUCCCUCUUUGUGGGGGACUUAACCCCAGAUGUGGAUGAUGGCAUGCUGUAUGAAUUCUUCGUCAAAGUAUACCCCUCCUGUCGGGGAGGCAAGGUGGUUUUGGACCAGACAGGCGUGUCUAAGGGUUAUGGUUUUGUGAAAUUCACAGAUGAACUGGAACAGAAACGAGCUCUGACGGAGUGCCAGGGAGCAGUAGGACUUGGGUCUAAACCUGUGCGACUGAGUGUGGCAAUCCCUAAAGCGAGCCGUGUAAAGCCAGUGGAAUAUAGCCAGAUGUACAGUUACAGCUAUAACCAGUAUUACCAACAGUAUCAGAACUACUAUGCCCAGUGGGGCUAUGACCAGAACACAGGCAGCUACAGCUACAGUUACCCCCAAUAUGGCUACACCCAGAGCACCAUGCAGGUAACUGAUUUGACAUAUGAAGAAGUUGGAGAUGAUGCAUUGGAAGACCCCAUGCCACAGCUGGAUGUGACCGAGGCCAACAAGGAGUUCAUGGAGCAGAGUGAGGAACUGUACGAUGCACUGAUGGACUGCCACUGGCAACCCCUGGACACGGUGUCUUCAGAGAUCCCUGCCAUGAUGUAAACAGGACAAAGGACAAGCCAGGAUGGACGACGACUUAAAAAAAAAAAAAAUCGUGAAAACUUUUGCUUUUGGAAAUGAUUUGUACGAUUUUAAUGACUUUCCUGAGAUUACUUUUACAA